Molecule: messenger RNA, 3212 nt
Organism: Sciurus carolinensis (gray squirrel)
Lineage: Eukaryota; Metazoa; Chordata; Mammalia; Rodentia; Sciuridae
Gene: Spata18
Product: spermatogenesis associated 18
Exons: 13
Coding region: 260-2080 (606 amino acids)
Biological process (GO): mitophagy by internal vacuole formation; mitochondrial protein catabolic process
Cellular component (GO): mitochondrial outer membrane
Source: RefSeq, a predicted model, not a curated record
CCGGCGGGCGCGGGGGAACCAGGAGGGCGCGCCGGGCAGCGGAUGAGGCGCGACCGCUGCGGCCCAGGGCACCCCCCCUGGCAUCCCGAACCCUGCCCGGUCCGACCCGAGGGGGAGGAUGGAAACACCAGCCGCUAUCUGAGCCCCCCUGGAAGAUAUCAUCCCUCCCGCUACACCAGGCUGCGGUCCUGCGGAGGCCACUGCUUCGGCCCCUCCACGUCUUGGUCUCCCAGAGCGGAGCCCCGCAGAAAGGCGAGCGAUGGCGGAAAACCUGAGGAGGCUGGUCUCGAACGAAACUUUACGACGGUUGCAGGACAGAGUAGACUCCUGGGCCAAAGAGUACAACACAAACUCGUGUGAUCAAAAUCUAAAUUACUGCCUUGAACUCAUUGAACAAGUUGCCAGGGUGCAGGGACAGCUCUUUGGGAUCCUCACUAUUGCAGCCCAAGAAGGAGGACAUAAUGAUGGUGUGGAAACAAUCAAGUCCCGUCUUUUGCCUUGGCUGGAGGCUUCUUUUACUGCUGCUUCCAUGGGAAAACCUGUUGACAGCAAGGUUCCUUCUCUACAGGACACAUUUGAUAGGGAGAGACUUAAAGGGAGUAGUCCUCGGGACCUACAACUACUAGAUUCUGACUUGAACACAACCCGUAAUCAACUCAACCAGGUUAAAGACGAUCUGGCUGAAACUGGAAAGGCUCUCGAAGAAACCAAGAACAGAUCUGCCAUAUCCCUUUUGGCUGCAGAGGAGGAAAUAAAUCAGCUAAAAAAGCAGCUUAAAUCUCUUCAAGCCCAGGAGGAUGCUCGUCACAGGAACUUAGACCCUAGGCGUGCAGACCUGAGCAAACCUGAUCGCAGGAGUACGAUCAGGAGGAGUGCAGAGCAGCGGAGCUCAGACCACAGGAGCUCAGAGCGGAGCUCAGAUCAGCGGAGCUCAGAUCAGCGGAGCUCAGACCAGAGGAGCUCAGAGCAGUGGUGCUUAGAGCAGCGGAGCGCAGAGCAGCGGUGCUUAGAGCAGCGGAGCGCAGAGCAGCGGAACGCGGAGGUGAUAUGCGACUAUGAGAAGCAACUCCGAAACCUGAAGGAUGAGAUCGCUGUCCUGAAUGCUGAAAAAGCUGGUCUGCAAGGAAGGGCAACCAGGAGCCGGUCUCCUAGCCCCAGCCAGCGCAGCCGCCCCCACAGCCGCAGCCACAGCCACAGCCGCAGCCAAAGUCGAAGCCACAGCCACAGCCGCAGCCACAGCCGCAGCCACAGCCCCAUCCACAGCCCCAGCAGGAGCAGGUCCACUAGCCCCUCCAACAAAAUCGCCAAAAUCAGAAGCGCGUCCCCAAAUGGUUCCAAAAUGUCCAGUGUGGCGCGCAAGGCUGCCCUCCUGUCCCGGUUCAGCGACGCCUAUUCCCAGGCCCGCCUGGAUGCACAGUGCUUGCUGCGGCGCUGCAUCGACAAAGCGGAGACCGUGCAGCGGAUCAUCUACAUUGCCACUGUGGAGGCAUUCCAUGUCGCUAAGAUGGCAUUCAGACACUUCAAGAUCCGGGUGAGGAAGACAUUAACACCAUCUUAUGGAGGGUCGAAUGACUUUGAGAAUGCUGUCUCCGAAUAUAUCAUUUGCCAUCUUGAUCUGUAUGAUUCCGUAAGCAGCGUUAAUGAUGUGAUCCGCGCUAUGAAUGUCAACCCCAAGAUCUCGUUCCCCCCUGAGGUUGACUUUUGCCUCCUCAGCGACUUUAUCCAGGAGAUUUGCUGCAUCGCCUUUGCCAUGCAGUCCUUAGAACCACCCCUUGACAUUGCCUUUGGGGCAGAUGGAGAAGUUUUUAAUGACUCCAAGUAUCGCCGCAGCUAUGACUCGGAUUUCACCGCUCCCUUGGUCUAUUAUCACGUGUGGCCUGCUCUCAUGGAGAAUGACUGUGUCAUUAUGAAGGGAGAAGCUGUCACCAGAAGAGGGGCUUUUUGGAAUUCAGUGAGAACUGUGAGUCGAUGUCGAAGCAGGAGUUUAAGUCCCAUUUGCCCCCGUAACCGCAUUGGUUUAAGCACGAUAUCUCGAAGUCGGAGUCCUUCUCCAAUAAGAUGUACAUUGCCAAGGUUUUAAAAUCACCCACAGGUGCCCCAGGCCGCAGCACAUCCCAUCAUGCAGCCUCCGUCCCCUGGACCUCCAGCUGCCUGCCUUGGCUGCCUCCGACUUCACUUAGCAUGAUGUGAACGGGCAUUCUGUGUAUCCCUCUACACACAGAGUUAAAUGUUUUGGCUUAGCGCAUCUGUAACUUUAGAUAUAUUGCAUUUUAUUUUAUUUUAUAGAUACAAAUUCCAUUAAUUUCAUAAAAAAACGAUUGCAUAGGCAUUUAGGAUUAUAUUCAUUUGAAGCAAAGUCCAUUACAAAGAUUCAGGAUUUCCAUCUUGAAAUACUAGGCUCUUUUAUAGCAACUAUAUGAACAACAGUACAAAGUCUUUACCAUGCUGAGUCCAAAAGAAAGUGUGAGGCAUUUUAGCUUACAGGUUGAUCAUAAAUGUUAUAAUUGUUAGUAUCAGCUUUUAACCUGAAAAAAUUGGGUGCUUUAAUUGCAUUUUAAAGUUUGGAAGAAAAUGCCAAUCAUAGCAGCGAUGUCAGACUGUGUAAACUGUAAUGAUUUAAAAGAAUGUAACUCGUUGGCUUACUUUUUGCUUUGAGAGUUAACCAGUUUGGUUUUGUGGAGUACCAAAUAUGGAAGCUACUUAUAUGAGAGAAUUUUCUUGCUUCAUAAACACAGAGCAGUGAUUUGAUUAGAAGCAGCUUUGAGAUAAAUGUUGAUCACCUUGCAUUAUCUCCUAGAAGUGUCUUGAACUGUUUAAAUGCAUGUGUUAAAUAUACAAGUCAUCUGUGGGAUGUGUUCUUUACCUGUUCUCUUCCUCCUGUAAGCUCCAACUGACUAAAAAUACCUGAACUCAAGAAGUAAAACGAGGUGCAUCGUUUAUUGAUUUUAAAUCAAGAUUUUCUCACUUGACUUCUUCACAGUGAAGUACUCUUGAAAGUUCACAUUCAGGAUAAUAAGGGACUGUGAUUUCUCUAGAUGCAUGAAGUUCUUUUUGCUUCCCGCCACCCCUCUCAAGCCACCCUUAACUCCUGUGCUUCACCAUCGACUGCUGCCUCCAUACACCUUUUAGAGAGAAAUCUUGAAUUGGUCAUAGCAUAGUUUGUUUAAGUUCGGCACCCAAACCAGCACCUGAUGCUCAUCAGUGGACAGAAC